Messenger RNA from Lichtheimia ornata, 618 nucleotides. RefSeq lists its product as uncharacterized. Bases 1 to 618 code for a protein of 205 amino acids. The record is from RefSeq and is a predicted model, not a curated record. The transcript has 4 exons. Lineage: Eukaryota; Fungi; Mucoromycota; Mucoromycetes; Mucorales; Lichtheimiaceae.
AUGGUUGCUUUUGGUGAAUUGAGCCUGUUGCUGGUCACCUUACUUGCUAACAUUGUCUCAGCUGCUCCACCAUGGAAAUCCAAGGGGUUUUGUUGGGAUAACAUUGAAAAUUUGUUUGUAUUUGGCGACUCUUACAGCUAUGUGGAGGGCAAGCUAGGAACACCCGAAUUCUCUUGGAACAAUUUUACAUCACCUGGUGAUGUUCAUCGUAGCCCUAUUUUGCUCAACAAGACCAGUGCUGGUGGACCCAAUUGGGUGGAAUACCUAACAGGCUGCUUUGAAGGACUACCACAAACAUGCCACCCCCAUUUGUACGACAUUGCAUUUGCUGGGUCAGACAUUGAUCCCGCCACUAUUACCAAACAUCAUCCCUAUACAAAGUCAUUCGUUGAACAAAUUGAUCAGUGGAAGAGUUGUGUAAAUGGUCACGUGCAUUGGACAUCAAGUAACACGCUAGCUACCUUCUGGAUGGGGAUCAACGAUGUGGGUGAUACAUGGAAAUGGACCAAUGCAAGUAGCAAAAAAAAUACGAGACAUUUAUGGCAUGUUGCAUUCCUAACCAUCCAUUGGACAACAAAAAUAGGUGUCAUUCCCAACCUUUUACAACCAAAUCAUUGA